AUGUUACCCUUUCAUCAGCAGAAAACAUCCGCUGAUGUUGAUACUGAAUCAUCGUUACUGUUGUCAUUACUUAUACGUAUUCAUAGACAACGCACUGAUGAUACACAAUAUAAACGACUUCGAAAUGUUAGAAAUAUAUUUUCCUAUUUACACAUUUGCUUUUUCGGAUUAAUAUUGUUUCAAUGUCAUAAACGAAUCUACAAUGCAUGGAUGGGUCCAUUUCAUAUUAAUCUUGAUCAAUUUGCUACUGAAUUGAAAACAUAUACUGAAUUUCGAUAUAAUACACGACCUUUUUUUUCUCGUUGGUUUUCAUUUGAUUAUGAAUAUCUUCAAAUAGAACUUGAUGAAGAUAUGAUUGAUCAGGAUAUGACAAAGACAUUUCGAGUAUUCAAUGGUCAACAUUCAUAUGAAAAGUUAUUGUAUACAUUCAAUCAUGUAAGAGAAUCAGUCAUUGAUCAUAAUUAUAAUAAACUCUAUAUUAAAAUGCCAUCAAAUAAACAAUCUUAUUUUCAUCGACGUCUUUCUUAUAAUUUUCAAGCGUUCAAUAUUCAUACAUUACGAUGUAUUGUUCGACAACUCGAUAUAUCGCCCAUGCAGUAUCUUCAAUGGAAUGAAAAAACAACGUAUAUUCAAGCGAUUGAACAAAUCUAUAAUCAAAAUCCAACAUUAUUCAAUAUAAAAGUUAUCCUUAAAUGCGGGAUUUAUCUACUCAAUAGAAUUCAUCCACCGACAUUUACUAUUCAUCAUUCUGUACAAAAUGAACUUGAAAAAGCGAAUAUUAAUUCGAUCUCAAUAUUAGAUAACCUUUUAUUAAAUACAAUCGUCGAAAAUAAACAUUUUGAUCGACUAUUUCUUAUACAAGAUAAAUAUCUCAUUAUAUUAAUGAUCAAUUUUAAUGAAAAAAAUCCAGAAAUUCUACGUCAAUUCGAUAAACGCUCACCAUUCGAAGUUAUUUCCCUUGAUACUAUCGAAUCAGUUCAUCAUUAUCAUAUUGUAGUGGCAAAUGAUUCACGUUCGAAAUAUAUCUAUUUUCCAAAUGAUUCGUACCUUAGAGAUUCCAAUACUAGUGAAUGGCUUCAUCAGCGAUUGAUGCAUAUCAAUGAUCUAUAUCGACACCGCUUGGAACAAAAACAGAUUCUUCAACAGCAAGAAAUUCUACAUGCUCAGCAAGAGGAGUAUCAACGUCAUCUCAAGGCUCUUAUAGAAGAAGAGGCUGAAUAUCAAUAUCGUACCUAUGGUUAUGACUUCAAUCGAAUGUGGCACCGUAUAGUAUCGGCAUCACCUCGUUUUAUUGCACAAUUUCGUUUAGAAGAUCAUCAAUUAGUCAAUAUUAAUCAGCCUAAUAUAGAGUGCAGUCUUUGCUAUGAAGAAUUUCGUACUGGUCAACAUUUCGCUCAAUGGCCUUGUGAAGCCAAACAUACUUUUCAUUUUGAUUGCAUGUUAAGUGCAUUAAGAGCACGAAAUACUUGUCCAUUAUGUCGACAUCCUGUCGAAGCAGCUCAUUUACCUAGUAGAGAGACUAUACUUCAAUACAUGACAGGGAGAGUAAUUCCUCGUUUCUUUACUUAA
Molecule: messenger RNA, 1569 nt
Organism: Rotaria sp. Silwood1
Lineage: Eukaryota; Metazoa; Rotifera; Eurotatoria; Philodinida; Philodinidae
Source: the annotation of a GenBank genome assembly